Messenger RNA from Thelazia callipaeda (thelaziosis nematode), 143 nucleotides. Lineage: Eukaryota; Metazoa; Nematoda; Chromadorea; Rhabditida; Thelaziidae. The record is from the annotation of a GenBank genome assembly.
AUGGGUGUGCAGUCAUCGAAUAUGAGUAUAAUCCCUCGUGUGUGUGUGUGGGUAGUCCGGCAUGGGUGUGCAGUCCUCGAGUGUGAAUAUAGUCCCACGUGUGUGUAUAGUCCGGCAUGGGUGUGCAGUCCUCGAAUAUGAGU